Molecule: messenger RNA, 1182 nt
Organism: Corylus avellana
Lineage: Eukaryota; Viridiplantae; Streptophyta; Magnoliopsida; Fagales; Betulaceae
Product: Protein kinase superfamily protein
Biological process (GO): protein phosphorylation
Molecular function (GO): ATP binding; protein kinase activity
Source: RefSeq, a predicted model, not a curated record
AUGAGCUGCUUCGGAUGUUGCAUGUCAAAAGAGAAAAUCAACCGAAGGUCUUUGAAAAAAAGUAUCAAGGAAUACCAGGACACAAAAAAGUUAGCCUCAUUUGCUAAGCUCUCCUUCAAAUCAGAUAGCAGCAGGCGACACUACAUAUCAGAAGAGAUUAAAAAGAUUGGAAAGGGAAAUAUCACGGCUAAGAUUUUUACUUUCAGGGAGCUGUGCGUUGCAACUCAAAACUUCCGUUCUGAAAAUCUACUAGGUGAAGGAGGCUUUGGGAGGGUGUACAAAGGGCACAUUGCAAGCACAAAUCAAGUUGUUGCAGUGAAGCAACUUGACAGGAAUGGAUUCCAAGGAAACAGAGAAUUUCUUGUAGAGGUUUUGAUGUUGAGUCUUCUUCACCACCCUAAUCUUGUCAAUCUGGUUGGAUAUUGUGCUGAUGGGGAUCAGAGGAUUUUAGUUUAUGAGUACAUGGCCCAUGGUUCCUUGGAGGAUCACCUUCUUGAGUUACCUCCAAACAGAAAGCCCUUGGAUUGGGGUACCAGAAUGAAAAUUGCUGAAGGUGCAGCAAGAGGGCUUGAAUAUUUGCAUGAGACAGCCGAUCCACCAGUGAUAUAUCGUGAUUUCAAAGCAUCAAACAUACUGUUAGACGACAACUUCAAUCCAAAGCUCUCUGAUUUCGGCCUUGCAAAGCUUGGUCCAACUGGGGAUAAAUCCCAUGUCUCCACCAGGGUGAUGGGAACCUAUGGCUACUGUGCACCUGAGUAUGCACUCACUGGCCAGUUGACAACAAAGUCCGAUGUGUACAGCUUUGGAGUAGUCUUUUUGGAGUUAAUCACAGGGAGGAGAGUCAUUGACAACACAAGACCAACAGAAGAGCAGAAUCUAGUUUCUUGGGCACAGCCACUAUUUAGAGACAGAAGGAAGUUUACCUUAAUGGCCGACCCGUUUCUUGAAGAGCAGUAUCCUGUAAAGGGUCUAUACCAAGCUCUGGCAGUUGCAGCCAUGUGUCUCCAAGAGGAAGCUGAUACAAGGCCUUUGAUUAGUGAUGUUGUAACAGCUCUUGAAUUUUUGUCUGUAAACAACAAGAACUCAGAGCCUGCUCAUCAGCUAGACAAUGCCAGUGCCAGUCCCAGUGCAGCUUCUCCAGAUACCUAUAGUGAUAGCAGUGGAGAGAUCAAGUCGAUCUGA